Messenger RNA from Aplosporella prunicola CBS 121167, 1254 nucleotides. RefSeq lists its product as uncharacterized. NCBI's taxonomy places the organism in Eukaryota, Fungi, Ascomycota, Dothideomycetes, Botryosphaeriales, Aplosporellaceae. Gene Ontology annotation, molecular function: oxidoreductase activity, acting on NAD(P)H. The record is from RefSeq and is a predicted model, not a curated record. Bases 1 to 1254 code for a protein of 417 amino acids. The transcript is spliced from 4 exons.
AUGUCUUUCACUUCUGUUGUUGUGGAGGAACAAAACAACAAGCGCAAUCAAAGCGAUAGCUUUGACUCGCAAGAGAAAACAGAAAGCUUGUUCCAGCGCGAGCCUCAACCCAUUCCCCGGGUACCAUCUCAGCAGAACGUUUUGCUUCUUCCGGCCCCGAAACAAGACUACGUCUUCACUCCAGAUCAUAAAGUUCCCCAGGUCCAAUCGGAUUCGGAGCUCUUGGUCAAAGUUCAAACAAUCGGAUUAAAUCCAAUUGACUGGAAAGCACCUGAUUUUGGUUUUGGAAUCCCGUCUCUUCCAUACAUUGCAGGGCGUGAUGUAGUUGGCGUGAUUGUCAAGGCGCCAAAAGCGCAGUCACGGGUACGAGAAGGAGACAUUGUUAUUGCCAUAUCCACCGAUUAUCGUGAUGUCCGCAAAGCGGCCUUCCAAGAGUUCACAGUGUCAAACUACUUCAACGUUUGCCGCGUUCCAAGUAGUGCUUCCAGAGAUGCCAGUGCCUCAGUCGGUGUCGCGUUUAUCGCCGCAUCACUCUGUCUCUCAAUUUGCUUUGGGGUAGAUUUCUCUAAACUCCCAGGCCCAGGCCGCGGCCCAGACCUUCUGGGUUUGGUGAGGUCAUUGGAUCGAAACUCAUUGCCUCAAGAUGUAGUGGGAGAGUGUUUUGAUGCUAUCAAUGUCAAGGAAAUACCAGAGCCGGGUCAAUGGAUUGCGAUAUGGGGAGGUUCAUCAACGACGGCAAUCCUUCUCUCUCAGCUCGCGAAGUUCUAUGGCUUCCGCGUUAUCAAAGUAGUCGAUGUUGGCAAACAUGGAGAAAGGCUUUCACAACGUGGAGCAGAUCUUCUUGUCGAUUCUCAUGACCACGCCAGAGCUGUAGCUAUCAUCCGUUCCGUCACUGGAGGCAAGCUGCGGUGGGCUGUUGACACUAUCGGGCGGGAUACGGCCUCCAAACUUGCGGAGCCUUUGCAGAGUGAAGAGACAGAUGGCAAGCGGAGCCAUCUGGUGGGGCUUUCGGGUGUGCCCAAGACUCCUCAGCCGGGCGUCGUGUUCCAUUCUGUUCCGAUUAAGAUACAUCACGAAGUCCAAGCCGUAGGCGAGGCUCUGAUGACUUGGUUGGAGAAGCUUUUGGCAAGGGAUAUCAUUCAGCUGCCUGAUAUUGAGGUUGAUGAUGGAGGUUUGGAGGGCGUGAAUGAAGCUUUGCAUAGGAUGCGGCGUGGAGAGAUCUCGGGAAAAAGAUUGGUUGUGCGUGUGUCUUAA